UUUCAAGUGAAAUUCCGCAUAAAUUUCCAUUACCAUAAUUCUGAAGAAUAAUCUCCAAGUUAAUUAAUGGCUAUUCAAGGGCUUUCAGUGUUGUUGAUCACGCCCAUUUCUUCAGCUGCAAAACACUUUGAAGAACAGGGGUUGAAUUUCAAUCCACCGAAUACCUUUUUGGGCGCCAAGCUAUCGACUCAGCUGUCAAAUUUAAGUCUCGUUGCUUCGAAACGACGUAGUUACGCUGUCGCCACCAUCUCCUUCAGUUUGCCCAACACAAAGACAGAGGGGCUUAAUACUGAUAAGAAGGCCAAAUGGUCAGCAAGGUCGAUUAAAUCGUUUGCUAUGGGGGAAUUGGAGGCGCGGAAACUUAAAUAUCCGAAUACUGGGACGGAGGCUCUACUCAUGGGCAUUCUGGUUGAAGGGACCAGUUUGGCAGCAAAGUUUUUGAGGGAGAAUGGUAUUACACUCUUUAAGGUGCGAGACGAAAUUGUACGAUUGAUAGGGAAAUCAGACAUGUAUUUUUUCAGUCCUGAGCAUCCCCCGUUGCCUGAACCAGCCCAAAAGGCUCUUGACUGGGCAGUUGAGGAGAAGCUGAAGUCAGUUGAAUAUGCAGGCGAAAGCGGUGAAAUAACAGUGACACAUAUACUUCUGGGAAUUUGGUCACAAAAAGAGUCUGCAGGCUAUAAGAUAUUGGCUGGAUUUGGUUUUGAUGAUACGAAGGCUGCAGAACUAGCUAAAAAUAUGGAUAAGGAUACAAUUUCGAGCUCCAAGUGACCUCUUUAAUUCGUCUGAGAAUCUUGAAACAUUCAUUCAGGUAAAUUUGAAAGGGAUAUGGUUCUUAGCUGAAUGACAUCGAUUUAUCGGCUAAUUUAAACAGGAAUAGUGCUUAUGAAUUUUGAUUUUCCCAAUAGACACUUGCAAACAUUAGAUGUCACCAUUGAUAGACCCGUCUGCAAUAUGAAUUUGUAUCUGUAGCUGUAUGACGGAUAGUCAUGUUUUCGCUUUGGUGGGUGUAUUUUGCUAUAGGAAGCUGAAAAGAUUAACAUUUUAUUCAGGUAUAAAUGAAGGCAUCGUUCAAUUCAUUCA
Molecule: messenger RNA, 1080 nt
Organism: Salvia hispanica
Lineage: Eukaryota; Viridiplantae; Streptophyta; Magnoliopsida; Lamiales; Lamiaceae
Source: RefSeq, a predicted model, not a curated record